AUGAUACCAGUAUCCUUUAUUCUUGGAUUCUACGUCUCGCUGAUAUUUUCUCGGUUUUGGCACCAAUAUGUGGUGAUUCCUUGGAUCACAAAAUUGUCCAUGGGCCUGACCACCCAUCUGCCUGGAAGUGGUGAUCGGCAGCGCAUGAUAAGAAGGGCAUGCGUUCGCUAUCUUUUGGGAAGUAUGAUUCUGACGUUUACUCGCGUAAACUUGACAAUUAAGAAGCGCUUCCCAGAUUUUGAUGCUUUUAUAGCUGCAGGUCUGUUCACAGACGAAGAGGUCCGAUUGCUCGAAGGGAUGCAAAUACACUUUCAGCCGUUUGCACCGGUCAUGUGGGCUGUGUCGCUGCUCACAAUGGCAGAGAAAGAACAGCUUAUCACAAAUCAACACACACUGGUUCAGCUAAUUCAAGUUGUUACGCUGUCCGUGUAUUCCUACCUGGUAGCGUCUCUGAUCGGCAGGCAAUACAUAAUGAACAGUUCCCCUUUGAUCGACAAUACCACUUCGAAGGACUUCUACUUUCCUUUCUUCACACUGCUUGAGCUUGUGAUAUAUGUUGGAUGGCUGAAGGUUGCUGAGACUCUGCUUAAUCCGAUGGGAGAAGAUGACGAAGAUUUGGAUGUCGAUUCAAUAAUCAACUCCAACUGGCGAGAUGUAAACGCAGCCGGGUCUUCGGUUAGAAAACGUUCAGUAACCAUCAACAUGUUACGAAGGGCAUCUCAAAUCAAAGACCAUCCCCGCGAAUCAAUUACUGGGGUGGAGCAACAUCGUACGUCGACAAGCCUACAUCCUGAGGACACAACUUUGGAACAAGACAGUCGGUCUUUUGUACAAGCCAAAGGUUUUCCUGAAACAAUCACAGAAGAAGCUGAAGGAGAAAUACGCCUCCAGACACGAUCGGAUAUUGACAACGAGAAGAAAGACCCAAUACAGCCAACAACAGAGUAGUGGGUUAAAUCUGCAAGGAGCAGAAUAUGAGGGCUGGAGUCUAGCCUACCUAUUAAGUGGGCUUUGCGUGCAUAAAGAAGCUUUCAAUAUCGAUGGAGUAUUCGACUUUCUGCUGUUUGCAUUAUUAUUCAAGCUUGGGAAAGUCAACUUUGAAUUUCUACUUUUCUAUCUCCAGUUUCGUAAAA
Messenger RNA from Opisthorchis viverrini, 1133 nucleotides. RefSeq lists its product as hypothetical. The record is from RefSeq and is a predicted model, not a curated record. The transcript is spliced from 6 exons. Bases 1 to 948 code for a protein of 315 amino acids. Gene Ontology annotation, molecular function: chloride channel activity. Lineage: Eukaryota; Metazoa; Platyhelminthes; Trematoda; Opisthorchiida; Opisthorchiidae.